AUGCCUCGUCAUCAAACUCAUACCUCGAUUGGUGUUAUUCCUCUGAUCGGUUCGAAUGAUUCUGACGAUAUCAUCGAAAAAGCAGCAAGUCAAUCGGAUGUUGUUAUUCAUACGGCUAAUUCGGUCGAUGAUCUUCCAUCGACUAGAUCGAUUAUUACUGGUUUGAACAAACGAAUUAAGACAACAGGAAAACUAGCUAUUUAUAUUCAUACGGGUGGUACUGGUGUUCUUGCUGAAGAUGUUCGAAGAAAGGAAGGAUCGAAUACAAUCUAUAGUGACCUUCAUUCCGAUAAAAUCAAUGGUUUACCUGAUGAACAGACACAUCGAAAUGUUGAUCUCGUUAUAAUCAAUGCAGCAAAAUUCAAUCCUCUAUUGAAAACUGUUACCGUUCUUCCACCUGUCAUCUAUGGCAUUAUUACAGGACUGUUCAAUCGUGCUUACAUGCUACUUUCAAUACUGCUUCGUUCUGCAUUGAUACGAGGUAAGACAGAAAAGAUUGGACCAGGUGAAUCAACGUGGAAUAAUGUUCAUAUCGCCGAUUUGGUCGAUGCUUAUAUUAUUCUUUUCGAUCAACUUCUUGCUGUCUAUGGACCAGAUGCCUAA
Rotaria sordida is the source of this 603-nucleotide messenger RNA. NCBI's taxonomy places the organism in Eukaryota, Metazoa, Rotifera, Eurotatoria, Philodinida, Philodinidae. The record is from the annotation of a GenBank genome assembly.